Messenger RNA from Phymastichus coffea, 953 nucleotides. Its product is annotated as selenoprotein F. Gene Ontology annotation, cellular component: endoplasmic reticulum lumen. The transcript is spliced from 4 exons. NCBI's taxonomy places the organism in Eukaryota, Metazoa, Arthropoda, Insecta, Hymenoptera, Eulophidae. The coding region runs from base 459 to 938 and encodes 159 amino acids. Gene Ontology annotation, molecular function: oxidoreductase activity. The record is from RefSeq and is a predicted model, not a curated record.
CAUCACCGAUGAAUGAUGAUGCAUCACUAAUCACUAUUCGCUAGAUUUACUACUAUCAAUAGAUCCUCGAAAUUCAACCAAUCGCCAUCUCGCUUUUGAACAAUCUGCCGCCUGACCAUCCUGACUUGACUUACUAAAAGUGUGGUUAUUACAUGGUUAUGGACUUGGGUCUGUUUGUGAUAUUGUGUCCUGUGUCGUCAAGUAGACAAGCUAAAAGUGAAGAGUGAAGAAAAAUAUUGCCAUCUUCUUAUUAGAAUUAAUAAGUUUUUUUUAUCAAAAAUACGUUAAAAAAUAACAAUUUAUUAGUUCUUUGUGAAUCACACAAUUUUUGUAAACAAUAACGAAGUUUAAUAAAAAAAAGUUCUAACCUAUCAAAGUUGUCAAGUGACGAUUUUUUUGGUAUAAAAGCUACCAAAUAAAUAAAGAUUGGCAACGUGUCAUUUAUCAUAAUAGAUAAAAUGAACAGAAACGCUCUGAAUUACUUUCAAACGUUCUUUUUAAUAAUUUCAGUCAAUCUAGCAGUAGUAUCUACAGAAUUCACGGCAGAGGAUUGCAAGCUUAUAGGAUUUAACAAAGCUAAUUUAUUAUGCUCAACAUGUGAAAAAUUCAAAGACUUUAACCUUGCAGAUCUCUAUUACACUAGGUGUAAAGAAUGUUGCUUAAAAGAUGAAGGUGACAGUUCCGCAUCAAAGCGUUAUCCAAAAGCUGUGCUUGAAGUAUGCACUUGUAAAUUUGGAGCAUAUCCCCAAAUACAAGCAUUUAUUAAAAGUGAUAGGCCUACUAAAUACAAGAAUUUACAAAUAAGAUAUGUAAGAGGAUUGGAUCCAAUAAUUAAAUUGUAUGAUGCUGAAAAUAAAGUAGAAGAUGUUCUUGAUAUCCAUAAAUGGGACACAGAUUCUGUAGAUGAAUUUCUAGCAACCCAUCUCUUAAUAGAUUAAUAAUGACAGGGAAUU